This is a messenger RNA of Huiozyma naganishii CBS 8797, 1602 nucleotides long. It is a transcript of the gene ALG11, whose product is annotated as alpha-1,2-mannosyltransferase ALG11. The record is from RefSeq and is a predicted model, not a curated record. The transcript has a single exon. Lineage: Eukaryota; Fungi; Ascomycota; Saccharomycetes; Saccharomycetales; Saccharomycetaceae. Gene Ontology annotation, molecular function: GDP-Man:Man(3)GlcNAc(2)-PP-Dol alpha-1,2-mannosyltransferase activity. Gene Ontology annotation, biological process: protein N-linked glycosylation. Gene Ontology annotation, cellular component: endoplasmic reticulum membrane. The coding region runs from base 1 to 1602 and encodes 533 amino acids.
AUGGUUCUCGCGGCAGUGAUUGCUACACUGCAGGCGUGGCUUGCCGCGUGCAUUUCGUGGUGGUAUGCAGGGUUGAGACGAGAGUACGGGGACAGUGCCAACAUUGAACACAUGGAGAGGACUCUGCUCAAGGAAUUGCUCCGUGGGAAACAGCAUAUCAAGUUCAGCGAGCUCGGGAAUGACGAGGGGUACGUCCGUGCAGUGCUUAUUAGACACUGCGCCCACGAUGUGUCCCUGUACGGCGGAGAGUGCAUCCCCACGGAUGACACAGAGAGGGCAAAACUUGUCUCCCACUUGCAAGCACGCAUCCAGGGCACCCAAGACGACAAUGUCCUCUUCGGGUUCUUCCACCCGUUCUGUAACGCCGGUGGAGGUGGCGAGAAAGUACUAUGGAAGGCCGUACAGACGACACUGGACCACGACCCUAGAAACGUCGCCAUUGUGUACACGGGGGACACGGACGUCACUGGGCCACAGAUCCUCACCAGCGUCGUCCAGAGGUUUGACUACACACUCCCACGUAACCGUAUCGUGUUUGUGUUCCUUAAAGGCAGGGACGCAGUCGACGCGAAGAACCAUCCAAGACUCACACUCCUGUUCCAGGGCAUCGGGUCCUGCAAACUCGCUCAUGAGGCUCUCUCCCGUUGCAAACCAGACGUGUGGUGCGAUACAAUGGGGUACCCGCUUGCUUAUUUGCUUGUCUUCGCGAUGAUUCACGUCCCAAUUGUCACCUAUACGCACUACCCGCUUAUCCAACAAGAUAUGCUCAACUCACAGGGGCUCAGCACGGCAAAGAAAAUGUACUGGAGUCUCCUCAUGGGGUUCUACAUGGGUAUGGCGCAGUUUGUCACCGUGUGCACUACAAACUCAACAUGGACAAACAGACAUAUGACCCAAAUAUGGCACGCGAUGCGUGAAACACCACAGGUCAUCUACCCGCCCUGCUCGACGGAGAAACUAGUCGAACAGGUCACCCCAGCAGAACAACGCGCCAACACAGCGGUCGUGCUCGCCCAGUUCCGCCCAGAAAAGAGACACCGCUUGAUCCUCGACCAGUACGCAAUGUACGCGGAUACAGUGGAGGACCCCACUUCGCGCAUCACGCUCACGUUCAUCGGGUCCACCAGGUCACAGGAGGACAGGGACUACGUCCAGCAACUUAUCGAGUACGCCCGCGAGGUGCUGCACUUGCCCGCGAGAGACGUGCGCUUCCUCACUGAUUGCUCCUACGAUGAGGUGAAGGAACAGCUUGGGAAGGCCACUUACGGCAUCAAUGCCAUGUGGAAUGAGCAUUUCGGGAUCGCUGUUGUAGAGUACAUUGCUGCGGGGCUCAUCCCGCUCGUGCACGCCUCCGCAGGGCCCUUGUUAGACAUUGUGAGCCCACAAGUGGGGUUCUUCUUCGUCGACAAGUUCGAUAGAGACUACACACAGGAGAGGGGCACGCAGUACGGCACCUUGGCCGCUGCAUUCAAAAGUGCAUCGCAGUUAUCCGCGCAAGACAAACACACACGGUCCACGAUGGGUGUGCACGACGCAGUCACGAAGUUUUCGGACCAGACUUUUGAGACCCAGUGGAUUGAGAAAGUGUUACAAGCGCUUUGA